Molecule: messenger RNA, 3411 nt
Organism: Mus pahari (shrew mouse)
Lineage: Eukaryota; Metazoa; Chordata; Mammalia; Rodentia; Muridae
Gene: Ap3m2
Product: adaptor related protein complex 3 subunit mu 2
Exons: 9
Coding region: 173-1429 (418 amino acids)
Biological process (GO): endocytosis; intracellular protein transport
Cellular component (GO): clathrin adaptor complex; cytoplasmic vesicle
Source: RefSeq, a predicted model, not a curated record
CGUGCGAGCGGUGAGGAGGGGGCGGAGCCUUCGUGCAAGGAGCACUGCGCAGCGCCACUGAGCUGCGGAGCCGGAACGGAGCCUGAGUCCUGGUCGAAGCUGGGUUGAAAACUAGCUGAAUCCAGAGGCUCGCAGACUGAACGAGCAUACCUCUCUUGCCGGCCUCUCCACCAUGAUUCACAGUCUUUUCUUGAUCAACUCUUCCGGAGAUAUUUUCCUGGAGAAACACUGGAAAAGCGUGGUCAGCCGCUCUGUCUGCGAUUACUUUUUCGAGGCCCAAGAGAGAGCUACCGAGGCAGAAAAUGUGCCUCCGGUCAUCCCCACCCCUCAUCACUACCUCUUGAGCGUUUACCGACACAAGAUCUUCUUUGUGGCCGUGAUCCAGACAGAGGUCCCCCCUCUGUUUGUCAUUGAAUUCCUUCACCGAGUAGUCGAUACAUUUCAGGACUAUUUUGGAGUCUGUUCCGAGCCAGUGAUCAAAGACAAUGUGGUGGUGGUCUAUGAGGUGUUGGAAGAGAUGCUGGACAAUGGCUUCCCCUUGGCUACGGAGUCAAACAUCCUCAAAGAACUGAUAAAGCCUCCCACCAUUCUCCGGACAGUGGUCAACACCAUCACAGGAAGCACCAAUGUGGGGGACCAGCUUCCAACGGGGCAGCUGUCGGUGGUGCCUUGGCGACGGACAGGGGUGAAAUAUACCAACAACGAGGCCUAUUUCGAUGUGGUGGAAGAGAUAGACGCCAUCAUCGACAAAUCAGGUUCCACAGUCACCGCUGAGAUCCAAGGGGUGAUUGAUGCCUGUGUUAAGCUGACCGGGAUGCCGGAUCUCACUCUGUCCUUCAUGAACCCCAGGUUGCUGGACGAUGUUAGCUUCCACCCCUGUGUCCGUUUCAAGCGCUGGGAAUCUGAGCGCAUCCUCUCCUUCAUCCCUCCUGAUGGCAACUUCCGCCUGCUCGCCUACCACGUCAGUGCACAGAACCUCGUUGCCAUUCCAGUCUAUGUCAAACAUAGCAUCAGUUUCCGGGACAGCAGUUCACUUGGACGCUUUGAAAUCACAGUGGGACCCAAGCAGACCAUGGGGAAGACCAUAGAGGGUGUGAUUGUCACCAGCCAGAUGCCCAAAGGAGUCCUGAAUAUGAGCCUCACUCCAUCUCAGGGGACACACACGUUCGACCCUGUGACAAAGAUGCUGUCGUGGGAUGUGGGAAAAAUCAACCCACAGAAGCUGCCAAGUUUGAAGGGGACGAUGGGUCUCCAGGUCGGAGCUUCUAAACCAGACGAGAACCCUACGAUUAACCUGCAGUUUAAGAUCCAGCAGCUGGCCAUUUCCGGACUCAAAGUGAACCGUCUGGAUAUGUACGGAGAGAAGUACAAGCCCUUUAAGGGCAUCAAAUACAUGACCAAAGCCGGCAAGUUCCAAGUCCGAACCUGAAAGGGAAUGUCUUGCUGAAGGAGCAGCUCUCGGACACUUUUUCAUUUCUUACUUGUCUAAAGUAAAAUGUCAGCCUGUUUCUUAGGUCCGUUCCCUCCAGGCUCCAUCUACUCCCUUUUGUCCUCUGUCUUCAGUCACAUAAGUGAUGGAGGGAGAGAAGGUUCAUUGGGGAAAACACGGCCAACCCCAGCGCAGCACUGACUGAGUCUUCGAGGUGUGGCCUGGAGAGCAGUGGCCCGUGUCACUGCAUUUCACCACUUUUAACACGGUUGCUGUGGAGAAAGACUGGCCUGUGAUGUUUGGUUUCAGUCACCUAAACCCAGUGGAAGAUGUCUCUAUUGAUUUUUUUUUUUAAAGAUAGAUAUGAAAGGCAAAAAAGAAGAUCAGAAGAAAAGUGGGUGUUAGUCCAAGAAAGAGCAGUUGAGAUUUGCCUCGUGGGUCUGGGUUGUACCUCGUCGAUCAAACCCUGACCUGGAUCCUGUGCGAGCCCUGGUUCAUCCUGGUACCACCCACAAUGCAAGACAGAUCUGCUCAACGGGGGACAACACUGAGAGGCUGGCGUGAAGAGAUACCAUAGUGAAGGGUUGGCGAGCAAAGAUCGGAAUCUCCCUGGUGGGGCUAGGACGAGCCGAGUGCGGGUGGUUUCUUUCUGACCCCUCUCACGUGUAGAGAGGAUUUGCAUGUUCAGGACUUUCAAAGUUCAAGUCCAUGCUUGAUGUGAAACGGCACUGGGAUCAGCUUCCUUUAGAGACUAAGGUGCCACAGCCUGGCUCUUGAGAUUCUCACUGGCUGUUUGUGCUGGCCCGUCGUCUUGGUGGGGAGGUUACCUGCUGGGGCAGUGUACAGCCUUUUGCUGGUUAUCUGACUCCUCAGUGGGAUCGCCCCCAAAACAGCAGUGCUCGGCACAGGCAGGUUUUAUGAGGGAUAGUGGUGGAGGUGAUGUGGGGGACUUGCCACCCACGGUGGAUCAUGCCCCUGCUCCCUGACCUCCAUUGACGUUUGUGAGGCCGGACUGGCCCUGGGCCUUGCUUUUUCCUGUCUGAAGGUCCCAUCAGAAUCCCCGCGUGAGUGUGAGCCCACCGAGGACAUUCAUGAGUGCACAAAGCUGCUUCCCAUUGUCUGUACAUCUAUCAUCUACAGCUCCCAGACAGAUUGCUCCCAGUCUGCACUUACAACCAAAAAAAAAAAAAAAAAAAAGUGUCUAGAACCUCUGAAUAAAAUUAAUACCAUAGGAGGGCAGGCUGUGUUGGCCAGGAGUAGUCCCCAGUUUAAACCAUAGCAGCUGAAGCACAGAGUAUUCUAAUUCUGUUUCAAUGUGUCCAUUAGUCAUUUUACUGAAUACAUAAAAGGCUGGCGUGUUGUUUUUAAUUUACAGCUUAGGGAGUAACUUGCGCUCUGUGUUGUGCCUGGAGGGGAAGGGAGACCCACUUCCUUCAGUCUGCACGGCUCUCCCCUAUAGUCCUAUUUCUAAGUACUUGGGCUUCACUUACUUCUUUUCUGUCUUUUGGCUAGUGUUAUCUCGCUGCGGCCAGGACUUGUUUUUGCUGCCGAGUAGAGUUUCUUUGUGGUUUCCUUGUGGGGUUGAACUGUGCUGUGUACAAUCAGAUGUUUCCUACCAGGAUCUGGACGAGUGUCCCAUACCCUGCUGUGGAGGGUACACACUUUGCAGGUCACUUUCACAGGCUCUGAGUGGGGGGAUUCCAAGUUUUCUUGGGUCACGGGGAACUAUGUAUAUCGGACUCUGAGCGUGUUUAAGUUAGUACGUGCAGCUCAUUUAUCCCCUCGAGCACAGCUUGUUUUUUUUUUCCAGGAGGAGGCUGUGUUGAGAGUAUAGGAUCGGCAGACCUAGGCAUCAUGGGUACUGCCAAGCCUCGCUGGCCCCACCCAGUGAUUGUCAGCAGAGGUUGUGCAGGGCGUCUCAAUAGCUGCUCGCUCUGUGUGUGGUCCAUAUUAAAGUCCUAAUAAAGCUUUACCAGUCCUGG